AUGGAUAAAAUUGAAGAUGAAUUUAUGAAAUUUAAGAAUAACAACAACAGUUGUUUCAUGAACUACAAGAAUGAAGAAAUAGAACUUUGGAUAAAUUCGUGGAUUAAUAAAAAAGAAAAAUUUCAAGAAUAUAUACAAUUUAUUGAUGCAUUGUUUCACACUAUAAAUAAUUAUAAACAAGUUAAUCAAUUGCUUCAAAAGUUUCUUCAUAAUAAGUCAUUAAGUUCAAUUCGUUGUUUACAUUUUUUGAUGCAAACCAAUUAUGUUUAUGAACAUUUUGAUGUUGUGUCUCUUCUUAGUCAAAUAUUUUCAUUAACUAUUAGUCUAAAAGAAGAUAUAAAGCAGCAGACAUUCAUUAAUUUUGAACAUUUCAAAGAGUCAAUGCUCGAAAAUAUCUCAAAUAUUAAUAAAGAAACAAUCUCGAUAUUUGAAGAAUUAAGUAAGUUAUGUUUUGAUAUUCAUCAGAAAGGUGGAUUAAUUAUCUUUUUGAGAACACUCAUUAACCAUAAGCAAAACGCUAUCAUUUUUCCAAUUGAAUUACCACUGACACCAAUUACUAUUUCAAUUAUCUUCCAUUCUUUAAUUAGUGGAAUAAAGUAUUUUGAACAAACUCCAACAUCAAUUCAGUUCAACUCUUUUCCAUUAAAAAGCUUAUUAGAAAUACCUCCAAAACCAAUCAAUUCUUGUAUUUUACCUUGUAACUCUUCAAAAAUACAAAAAGAACCAAAUGAAGAGGAAUUUGAUUUUCAAUCAUAUUUGAAAGACAUUUCAUUUGAAGAUCAUUCAUUUCAAACUUAUUUGGUUCAUCUUUAUUACUUCUUUCAUUAUUGUUAUUUGUCUGAACUACAAUUUUUUCAUUCUCGUUCAUUGUCAUUAUUUUCUAAAUCAUCAAUGAAGUUAUCUUCACAGAUUGUCUCAAUGUUCUUGUGUGACUUAUCAAAUCAUAUUUUACCAUGUUAUUUUUCUAAUCUUCAAGACUUCCUCUUUUAUUUAAUUUCUCUACCUUUAGAUUCAAAGUUUUUCACUGUCUUUGAGGAACUUAUUCAUUUUUCAUCAAUUUUAUUGUAUCACUCAGUAAUUAUGCCAAAGUCAAUUCUUUCAAGAUUCAACAAUCACUUACAAACAUUAGUUACAUCCUUACUUAGUCAUUUUGAGAUAUUACCAUUAUCAUUAAAAGGUUUUACUUUAAAAUUUUUGGUUCAAUGUCUACCACAUUUUAUAAAAGUUACUUCAUCACAAGUGAUUGACACUUCUUCAUUUUUUCCAGUGUCAUUACAAAUGUAUCUUUUACAACUCAAUAAGUCUUGUUAUUCUUCUUCAUUUUAUAUCCUUCGAUUCAUAGCUCCAAUGCCUUUUUAUCUAGUGACUGGUUCAUCACUUCAACUUGCAAUUUUUCAGUCUGUUGGAUCUCUUCUUUCAACGUUACUUCUUCCUUUUAAAUCAAAUUUGUUGUUAUCACUAAUCACAACCUCUCAAGAAUAUCUUUCAGCAUGUUUGUCAGGAACUAACCUCUCACGAUGUUUUAUUGAUAAUAUUACAAGAAUGGUAGAAGCUAUUGACUUUGUGUUUUGGUUAAUGGAUAAGCAAGACUUGACAGAUGAUAAUCUUUUGUCUUUACAUCUUCUUGUUGAUUCAUUGAUAAUGUUAUUACAAAGAAUUAUUACUCUCAGAGAAAUCAGAGAGCCAUUUAAACACAAAUUUGUUCGUAGUCUUAUUUUAACAAUAGUUGAAUUAGAAACAUUAAUACAAUUGGUUGUUGAUGAUGUAGUACUUGAAGAUAGUCAAUGCACAAUUGUUAAUGCUUCACUUCAUUAUAUUAAUUGGACACAUCUCUCUACAGAAAAAUUUUUUGUUUGUUCUGUUGAUCUAAACGAACCUCAGUGGUUAAAUUGGAAAUCUAGUAAAGAAGUCUUUGACACAACUCCAGCAUUACCACAAAUAAAUAGUCUUUGUCUUACUGUUUCUAGAAUUGCUUCAUUAAUUCAACCUCAAUUCCAUAAAUAA
Entamoeba histolytica HM-1:IMSS is the source of this 2004-nucleotide messenger RNA. RefSeq lists its product as uncharacterized. The coding region runs from base 1 to 2004 and encodes 667 amino acids. The record is from RefSeq and is a predicted model, not a curated record. Lineage: Eukaryota; Evosea; Mastigamoebida; Endamoebidae. The transcript has 2 exons.